This is a messenger RNA of Dovyalis caffra, 909 nucleotides long. The record is from the annotation of a GenBank genome assembly. NCBI's taxonomy places the organism in Eukaryota, Viridiplantae, Streptophyta, Magnoliopsida, Malpighiales, Salicaceae.
AUGAGGAAUAUAUCCUCUAGGACUUCAACAAAAAGCAAGAGUAUACCUACACCGUGCUGUAGUAAGGUGGGCAUAAAGAAGGGGCCAUGGACACCAGAAGAGGAUGAGCUCUUGGCAAACUAUGUCAAGAAGGAAGGUGAAGGGCGGUGGCGUACGCUGCCAAAGCGGGCAGGACUUCUCAGGUGUGGUAAGAGCUGCCGCCUCCGAUGGAUGAACUAUCUCAGGCCUUCUGUUAAGAGAGGGCGUAUUGCCCCAGAUGAGGAAGAUCUCAUUCUUAGGCUUCAUAGGUUGCUUGGUAACAGGUGGUCUUUGAUAGCUGGAAGGAUACCUGGGCGCACUGACAAUGAGAUCAAGAAUUACUGGAAUACCUGUCUGAGCAAGAAGCUCAUUGGUCAAGGAAUAGAUCCUAGGACCCACAAGCCUUUAAACCCUAUCCCUAAUUCCUCAGAAAUUGCAAAUGCUCCAAUCCAAAACUCUAACCCUAGUUCUUUUCCGCUGGAAGAGGAUGGCAAGGUCUAUCGAGCUGUAGCCACUAGAGUUAGUGAAAACUUUACAGUGACUAACCUGGAUCAGUUUCCUAACCAGGUUGUUGGUGAUGCUACCAAGAAUCGGCCAAAUUGUGAUGGUUUUGAUAUGGGAUUACAAAGUGGUAAUGAAGAAGAUUUCAUUGGAAAUGGAAAUGACGACACUUUUUCUUCAUUUCUGGACUCUUUGCUCAAUGAAAACGUGUUCGUGUAUCAACAACAACAACAGUUACAGCAGCCAAAUAUGCUUGAACCUUCAUGUCAAACUAUGGUUUCUUCUUCACAGGUUUUCAAUCACGGCCACAUUUGGGAAACUGAAGUCACAUCGUCAAGGGCAGCCUUAGGUACUGACAACUGUGGGGCUUCAAAUGGUCGACCUGCUUGA